CUACGUACGUACGUAUAUGGAUGCAAUGACACAGUGCAGAGCAUGAAUGGUGUCAUGUUAUUAUGUAAUACUGUGGCAGCUAAAUGAUGUUUUCUACCGAAGGCGUUUAAGUGUAGACUGAUGAGUGAGAUUUCAAGUUUUGGUGUAGCCCCUCCAUUAUCUUAGCAAAUAUGGCUAACAUUGCUGCAGGCAGAAUACAGAGGGAGCUGAGGGAAGUCAUGAAUAGUGAUGAGGCUAUUAAAAAUCAAAUAAAGAUAGAAUUUCCAAUCGAUGAUUACUCGGAGCUUCAAGGAGAGAUUAUAGGACCGCCAGAGACACCGUAUCAGGGCGGUAGAUUCAAGUUACACAUCAAAGUCCCAGAGACGUACCCCUUUAAUCCACCUCAGGUAAAGUUUGUGACCAAGAUUUGGCAUCCGAACAUUAGCUCCGUGACAGGGGCCAUCUGUUUAGACAUACUCAAAGACCAGUGGGCAGCGGCCAUGACGCUACGCACCGUUCUACUGUCAUUACAGGCAUUACUAGCAGAUGCAGAGCCUGACGAUCCCCAGGAUGCUGUAGUAGCCAAACAGUACAAGGAUGACCAUGAUGAAUACAUCAGAACAGCCAAACAUUGGACAACAGUCUACGCAGGGGGUAACACCAAAAAUCAAGAAUUGGAACAGAAAGUUAAACAAAUUGUAGAAAUGGGUUUUGAAGAAACAUGUGCAAGGGAAGCAUUAUCUUCAUCGUGUUGGGACGUAGCAAAAGCCAUAGAAAACCUAAUGAGUUGAGAGUUACUUUUCUAUUAUCUUCAUGUAUAUUUUCUUCUUCUUUUUUCCUAUAUGUAAUUAAUCUUAUUUAACUAGAAAAUAAGAAAAUCGAGGUGCUCUCUGAAAUGUAAGAGAGAGAGAAAGAUGGAGGUUGUGAAUGUUGCUCUGUUAACCCAUUAGGGACUGGAACCAGGUGGUUCUUAUAUUAAGCAUGUAGGGGAAUGGGAGAACUUAAUAGUCAAGGGGUUAAAUGGUACCCGGGCAGAGGUAACGUUCUUGUUACAGUCCUGGGGUGUUCACUCCUCAAGAAAAACUACAGUUUGCUCAGCUACCUUAAGGAGCCACCUUAAAGUGCUUAGAAAAGGGGUUUUCCCUGAUUAUGCAUUUAUUAGGGAGGUUUGUUCGCAUAGAAAUCCUAUCCCUUUCCUCCUUUUCUCCCUUUUUUUUUAUAAAUAGGGAGUCAUUUUGAAAUCCCAGAACAGACUUGUGUUAUACCA
Strongylocentrotus purpuratus (purple sea urchin) is the source of this 1246-nucleotide messenger RNA. It is a transcript of the gene ube2k, whose product is annotated as ubiquitin-conjugating enzyme E2 K. The transcript has 5 exons. Lineage: Eukaryota; Metazoa; Echinodermata; Echinoidea; Camarodonta; Strongylocentrotidae. Gene Ontology annotation, molecular function: ubiquitin conjugating enzyme activity; protein binding. Gene Ontology annotation, biological process: protein polyubiquitination; proteasome-mediated ubiquitin-dependent protein catabolic process. The record is from RefSeq and is a predicted model, not a curated record. Gene Ontology annotation, cellular component: nucleus. The coding region runs from base 171 to 770 and encodes 199 amino acids.